AUGUCAAAUGCUACAUUUUUCAAUGAAUUUAUUCUUCUGGGAUUUUCGGAAUUUCAUGAACUGAACCUGGGAUUUUAUAUACUCCUCCUUCUGAUGUACCUUCUGUCACUUAUAGGACAUUCCUUAAUCAUCAUCGUGGUUUCCAUGGAACCUAAGCUCCAUACUCCAAUGUAUUUCUUCCUCCUCAACUUCUCCCUGGCUGAGAUUGCUUCCACAACAUCAGAGAUCCCAAAGAUGUUGCUCAAUAGCUUAUCCGGCAAAAACACCAUCUGCUUUGCAUGUUGCAUGGCCCAAGAUUUCAUGGUCUUCACAAUGGGAGCUGUGGAAUUCAUCACCCUCACGAUCAUGUCUUUUGAUCGCUACGUGGCCAUCUGCAAACCUUUGCAUUAUCAAACCAUUAUGACUAGUGGACUCUGUCUCAAACUCUCUUUGCUGGCAUGGAUUGGUGGGUUUGGACUCAUAUUUCCUCAGGCGGUCGUGGUGUGGAUGUACCCCUAUUGUGGGCGCAAUAUCAUUGAUCAUUUCUUUUGUGACAUUGGUCCAGUUUUGCAGUUGGCUUGUGCUGACACAAUAGUGAUUGAGUUAAUAGGAUUCCUUUAUGGUGCUGCUAUAAUGUGGGGCUCCUUUGGGUUCUCUCUGAUUUCAUAUACACGCAUUAUAAAAGCCAUACUUCAGAUCCCUUCAGCCACUGGGAGGUCCAAAGCCUUCCUCACCUGUGCUUCCCAUCUUAUUGUUCUAACCAUUUUCUAUACAGCAGAUAUGCUUAUGUACUUGAAACCUUCAACGCAUGGUGACACCCGACUCAAUAAGGGAAUCUCUCUUGUACGCACCAGUUUUGUACCCAUGUUAAACCCUUUCAUCUACACAAUCCGGAAUAGUGAAUUCAAGACAGCUUUGUGGAAAGCAGUGACCAAAAGGAUGAGUUUCUAA
This is a messenger RNA of Pantherophis guttatus, 930 nucleotides long. RefSeq names its product olfactory receptor 6X1-like. The record is from RefSeq and is a predicted model, not a curated record. Lineage: Eukaryota; Metazoa; Chordata; Lepidosauria; Squamata; Colubridae. Gene Ontology annotation, molecular function: olfactory receptor activity; G protein-coupled receptor activity. Gene Ontology annotation, biological process: G protein-coupled receptor signaling pathway. Gene Ontology annotation, cellular component: membrane.